AUGUGCCAGUUCAACUGCAUGCCACCUUACUAUCUUCCGAAGUGGAGGUACAUGCCACUGGACAACAAGCUGCCCAUGCUUAGAUGCAUUCCUAAGGAAGUGCUUAAUUUGUAUAUCGGAAAUGGAAGCAUCGGAAGUUCGCCAUGGGUCAAGAACAAGCAUCUUGAUUUCAACCUGUGGGACCCGCUGAUGCUGCAGCAACCGUGUGACAAAGAAUACGACUCACUCAGGGAUCCUUGCCUCAAAUGUUACUUCGCUAACGCACAUCAUCUUAGGCAACUUUACAAACAGGGAUUAAUAACCAGAGAUGGCAAAACUGUUACUUGUCUUCGCGAGUACAACAAGUACCGAGCCUACAUGCACGCCAUGAAUGUUGAAAUCCUAAGGGCUUUUCAGGUGCAGAACGAAUGUGAGGACACAAAGCGGUUGGUAAUAGCCACCAUGAUAAAGGCUAAAGCGCUCGCCAUGGACGAUGAAAAAAACCAGUGUGGCAACAACACCUUGUCCAGAAGGUAUUCAGAAACGCUGAGGCAGGAAAUAAAAAAUGUUUGCGAGCGAGCUGAGAACGAAUUUGAGACAACACCAUUCUUCAGGGAAUAUUGCGAGGGUGAAAGACAAUCGCUGCUGAAAUUCCGACAAAUACUCUUGAAAGACAUUAACAAGAAGGCACUCCUUAGACUGCAUAAGUUGCAACAGUACGAGUAUAGCCUAAUUCAGAAUUGGAAGGAUUGGCAGAAACAUACUAAUGCUCAAGUUCAGGAGAGAGCUGAUGAUCUAGUGAGGGAGCACGUAUUGAAGUAUGAGCGGUGCAAGAACAUUAAAGAGUAUAUGGAUCUCUCCCUAUAUAGGCAAGGAAAAAUUGGAGAUGUUGUGCAGAAGAAUAGAAAACUGCACGAGAGCAAACUGAAAGAAUCGAUGAGGAGAGUGAGGCAGAGAGUUUGCCUGAAGUCUCAGCGCCAGUACCCCUUGUCAGCUACUUGUCCAUACAGUUAA
This is a messenger RNA of Helobdella robusta, 993 nucleotides long. RefSeq lists its product as hypothetical. Lineage: Eukaryota; Metazoa; Annelida; Clitellata; Rhynchobdellida; Glossiphoniidae. The coding region runs from base 1 to 993 and encodes 330 amino acids. The transcript has 8 exons. The record is from RefSeq and is a predicted model, not a curated record.